AUGAACAAGGCGACGAUUCUGGAGCUGGCGAAGGGGUUCCGCGGGCGCGCGAAGAACUGCAUCCGCGCCGCGAAGCCGCGCGUGGAGAAGGCGCUGACGUACGCGUACCGCGACCGGCGCACGAAGAAGCGCGACAUGCGCGGGCUGGCCAUCGAACGCGUCAACGCGGGCGCGCGGCAAUACGGGGUGCGGUACAGUGAGAUGGUGCACGGCAUGCAGCAGGCCAACGUGCAGCUCAACCGCAAGGUGCUCUCAGAGAUAGCCGCCUCCGAGCCCUUCACCUUCCGUGCCCUCGUUCACCUCGCCCGCCAAACCCUCAACAUCCAACGGCCACAAAUCCCCAUGUGA
This is a messenger RNA of Closterium sp. Naga37s-1, 348 nucleotides long. NCBI's taxonomy places the organism in Eukaryota, Viridiplantae, Streptophyta, Zygnematophyceae, Desmidiales, Closteriaceae. The record is from the annotation of a GenBank genome assembly.